This is a messenger RNA of Alligator mississippiensis (American alligator), 3304 nucleotides long. RefSeq names its product collagen like tail subunit of asymmetric acetylcholinesterase (gene COLQ). The coding region runs from base 98 to 1468 and encodes 456 amino acids. Lineage: Eukaryota; Metazoa; Chordata; Crocodylia; Alligatoridae. The record is from RefSeq and is a predicted model, not a curated record. The transcript has 17 exons. Gene Ontology annotation, molecular function: heparin binding.
GCAAGCAAGACAGGCAUAGACAGAGAAGACCGUGAAGAAGAAGAGCUCCCCAAAGCAGACCCGUGUUUCUAACUUGGAAUUUUAGAGUGCAGCCAGCAUGGUCGUCCUCAGCCUAAUUACUUCGGGAUUUUAUCUUCAGCUUUUCUUCUGCUUUGUUCUCUCUCAGACUUCAUUUGUUGACAGUGUCUUCUCAGUUUCAGCAGACCUUCCUUGCUUGGAGCAGAAGAAACGAAUGAAUAAGAGAGCAUGCUGUUUCCUUGCUCCUCCCCCACCACCAUUAUUUCCACCACCAUAUUUCAAGCACAGCUGGAAUCCUAAACAUCUGGACCUUGAUUUGAAAAACUUUGGUCAAGAACUUCAGAUAACACAAGCUUCAUGUUUACCAGAAUCUGAUUGCCCCUUAGGGCCUCCUGGCCCCCAGGGCCCCCAAGGAAUUCCUGGUAUAAUGGGACCAAAAGGAGAAAAAGGGGAGAUUGGCAGACCAGGAAGAAAGGGUAGACCAGGUCCUCCAGGAGUCCCUGGAAUGCCAGGACCAAUUGGAUGGCCUGGGCCAAUGGGACCUAAGGGUGAAAAGGGAGAUUUGGGUGUGAUGGGAUUACCAGGUACAAGAGGACCAAUGGGCUUCAAGGGUUACCCUGGAACUAGAGGAGAAAAGGGAUCCAGAGGAGAACGAGGUGACAAAGGCAUCAGAGGAGAAAAGGGUGACAUGGGCUUCCCUGGGAUGCUGGGGCAGAAAGGAGAAAUGGGUCCAAAGGGAGAGCGUGGUACUCCAGGGCACAGAGGACCUAUUGGAAGACCAGGAAAAAGAGGCAAACAGGGAGAAAAGGGAGACACUGGACCCACUGGAAUGAUGGGUCCACCUGGCAGGCCUGGUCCUUCAGGUCAGCCUGGUCCACCAGGAUCAUCAGUGUCAGGACAAUUAGCAAUAGGACCAAAAGGGGAAAGAGGACUUCCAGGGCCUCCAGGGAGAUGUCUUUGCAAACCCCCACAAAAUGUGAACAUCCCACCAUAUGAGGAAUCCAUGUUUGGACACAAUUAUGCAAAAGUCCCUGCGAUUUUUGUGGUGAACAAUCAAGAAGAGCUAGACCGGCUGAACACUAAAAAUGCCUUAGCCUUUCGAAGAGAUCAGAGAUCUCUCUAUUUCAAGGAUACUGUUGGAUGGCUUCCAAUCCAGCUUACUCCUUUCUAUCCUGUGGAUUAUCCUGUAGAGGAUGAAAGUACCUGCGGAGAUGGGAUCGUACAGGAUGGGGAAGAAUGUGAUGAUGGCAAUACUAUUGUGACUGAUGACUGUAUAAGAUGUCGUCGUGCUUACUGUGGAGAUGGCUACCGACAUGAAGGAGUAGAAGACUGUGAUGGAAAAGAUUUUGGAUAUUUGACAUGUAAAACAUAUCUCCCUGGGUCUUAUGGAAAAUUACGAUGUACUUCCUAUUGUUAUAUUGACUCUACACAGUGUCGCUAUUUCACAUGAAGGAAAAAUGGCAGUGGGUAGCAUCCCACACAUUACAGGUACACCAGGUGCUACACUAUCAUCACUACAAGAAGGACUGAGACAUAUACAGAACCUCUGUGUGAAAAAAUAUCAUGCUGCUGAUGGCUAUUUGAAAUUUGUUUUGUUUUUGUUUUUUAAAUCGAGUCAGACUGGAAGAAAAUAGGACCACUGCAUCCUGUCUUAAUAGAAAAAUGUCAAACAGAGUUUGCCAGUAAGAUUUGUGUUUCACAUGGUUGCAUGUGAGAACUACUCUGUAUAACAAGCGCAACACUAAAUCACUGGAAACUGAAUUUCACUAACCAGGAAUAUUGCGCGACAAGACAACAAUACCUCGACUUAGCACUGUUAGAUCUAAUGUACACUCUUCAGGGUUUUUGUUUUUAGACUUUCUCAAUGUAAACACAAAGCAUAUCCUAGAUGCUGUGUUUACAGAGCUUAUUUACUCUUUUACUACAAUGUGAACUUCGUAUGUGUUGUAUCGCAUGAAAGACCGCUUCAGUGACAUACAAAUUAGCUAAAAACAUUCAUGGGUGGAUUCAGUAGAUGCUGUCCAGUAAGCAGUUUUAAGGGCAGCAAAUCAGGGAAAGGAACUGAUCAACGUUAUCUACAAUAUAUACAGUGGAUAAGAAGAAGAGCUGUAGAAAUGUGUGUGUGUGUAUAUAAAAAUGCUGAUGGAUCACACAGGGCCUACAAUUGCAAGACUAAAAAGCCAAACUGGAUAAACUAACUGGAGAAACUCCCUGUCUCAGGAGGGAUCAGGCAUGAAGAAGACAAAGAGUUAAUGCAUUUUCUCACCCUUUGUCAAGUUGGCUGUAUUGUGUGCUACUAGUGAUGCUGCAGGGACUCGAUUCCUUUAGAAUUUCCCAAGAUUACUUAAAAACUGUGGUGAAGAUUACAAUGUGGCUGUUUGCGUGUUGACUUUCACUUUAGUUUCUACACCAGAAACCAUUGCUCUCUCUUUUCUUUCCUUUGUCCACCUAAUCUUAAUCACUGUUAUUUGAUCAUGUUCUUCACUCUCUCCAGAUUUCCUGUAUUGUCCUAUCCAUCGCUGUCUGUUUUUAGUCUUGCCUAGUGUUCAUCACUAUUGAGUGUAUAUUCUCUUUUUUACAUCUCUGUAGAACUAGUCUCAUAGUGGUGUGUUUAUGGAUUCCCAUUCAAUCUACAUGCUGCAUAGGUUGUAUAUAUAUUUUUGUUUUAUUUUUGGAAAAAAUUGGUCAAAUGAUAUGUUAGCUCUAAUAGCAUUCAGGGUAAUUAUGUAUUUGUUUACUAGCAAGCUUUAAUGAGUGAAUGUCAUACAGGAGCAGCACUGAGUAUGCUACAUGCAACCAAGUUUAUAAUCAAAGCAAACGCUACAUACAGUGAUGUGUGCAAUUCAGGGAUAUAGGCCUCAGAAUAGUUUGUCAUUUUCAUAUUGGCCACUUGGUUCUGCUUUAUGCUAAAUACUAUACGUGAAUGUUUGAAAUGCAUGAAUCACAUGUACCAGUGACAGCACUGCAAUGGUAGUCAUAUAUACAGUUACUUCUCUAAAGGUGAUAAUACAUUAACACAACCAACUGAUAUAUACACUUUCCCCACAUGUGUAGAAGACUUUGCUUUCAUUCUGCAUGCUCAUGGCAAUACUGGAAAUCACCAGUGAAAAAACUAAUAAAGGCAGUUCAUUUACUUGCUAUGGCUAUCUCUUACCUGCAUUGUUUAUGCUGCUGUGAGAUGAGACCAAUAUUGUUUGUAGUCCAGCCCACUGAUUAGAUUAUCAGUCUUCUUUAUCAUUUAUUUUUUUAAGCAGAGUAAUUAAUAAAUGAUCACCUUUUAGUUAGA